Messenger RNA from Mesocestoides corti, 948 nucleotides. Lineage: Eukaryota; Metazoa; Platyhelminthes; Cestoda; Cyclophyllidea; Mesocestoididae. The record is from the annotation of a GenBank genome assembly.
AUGACAAUGUGCCUCAAGAGUAGACUGUUUAUUCGUGAAUACCGGCCUGGCCAAACAUUUCCUGCUAAUUCGGACGUAGAUGCCCUGUGCAGAGACACCAUCACCAACGUGCUUGUCGAAUCGUUCAUGAAGGCAGGAACCAUAAAGAAACUGCUUAAUUUAAGUGAAACAACAUUGAAGCAGAUUGUGAUAGGCCGUCUGCACCAGCUGGAAAUUCUCCCGGGCAUGGUAUAUCUGGCUGGCUUCACUCAGAUGGAACCAGACAGUCCUCUGGAAGACCUUCUACCUGAUGUCUCAGGCGUGACGUUUCGAACGGCAUUGGGAGUACCUACAGUUGCUGGCAUCGACGACCCAAAAUGCCAUCUCCUGGAGGAAUUGUUCGAGGUCUGUGGUCUUCAGGCGGGCCCAAUUCGAGGCGACGAGAGGUGCUUGCGCGUAAUGCUGGCAAGCGCACUCCAUUGCACCACGGCUGGCCACGAUCGAAUCCGCCUGAUUCUGCAAAUGGAAAAGAAGAGUAUUGAGGAUACCGUGAGGUUGGGCUACGCUGCCGUUCGAUCCAUCAACACGUCAGUAGUAAUCCAGGGAUUGAUUUGUGUUGCCUGCAGACGACGAGAGUUGGUGCCACCUAAUGUUGUCAAGCGCGCUGCUCUGCACAACGGCGGGACACGAUCGAACCAGACCUAUUCUACAAAUGGAAAAAAGCUCACAGAGGCGAUCACCAGUCUGACGCUACUCAACGCCGCAGCCGUUGGAACUACGCCGAAAGGACUCGGAAACGCUUACCCUCAAGCUGCCGCAUACCCAUUCGAUGGCAAUGAACAAUCGCUCUGCAGUAACCUAGCCUAUUCCUAUCGCACUACGCUCUCUCUCUCUCACCAAUCUCAAGCCGGCCUCGGCUCACCCCAAGCUCACAAUGUUCUGCCUUCACUCGAAUUUGGCUCGGGUUGA